CCUUGGGCUCCGGGGCGGGGCCGCAGCUUCGCGCUGGAACCGGGAAUCACCCGGGAGCGCCUCCGACAGCGCCCGCGGGCGGAUGUCGUUCCCAGUAGCGGAGGCUGGGCUGUGGGUGUCGCGGCUGAGGGGGACAGGAGGCGGCAGCGAGCAGCGUAGAAGGACAGGGCGCGGGCAGCCCGCGGGUUGAGGGGCGUCCACAGCGCUGCGGGGGCUUGGGGAAGAGAGGGAGCAGGCGGGGGCUUCAGUGAGGCGAGGGCUACCGGAUGUUUGACAGCACGCCAGUGGGAAGCUUCCCUGCCCUGAGCAAUCGGGAUGCGGAGCAGAAAACGCUGGGUCCGGCGGGAACCGCACGGUGCUGGGUCCCGUUCGGGGAUGAGAGCGGCGGGGCCGAGGAGCCUCACAUUACCUGAGAGAAGGAAUUGCAGUAGCACGGAAGGAAAUUCUUCCUAAUGGACAGCUGAGCACACCAGGCCUCCUGAGAUUCUGCAAGCUUGAGGCGGGCUGGGCUGGCAUCAUGUUCUGCAAGGCCGUGCUGGUGGAGUCGCUGCUGGUGCUCGGCGCGGUGCUGUCGGUGCACGCCGUGGUGUGGGACCGCUUCUCGUGGUGCGCCCUGGCCUUGGCCCUGCAGGCCUUCUACGUGCAGUUCAAAUGGGACCGGCUGCUGCGGCAGGGCGGGGCCGUGUUCCAGUUCCGGGGGGCGGCCAACAGCGGGCUGCUGCCCGCCAGCAUGGUCAUGCCCCUGCUGGGGGUGGUGAUGAAGGAGAGGUGCAGGGCCGCCGGCAUCGUGUACUUCGAGCGCUUCGGCGUCGUGGUGGCGUCCACGGGAAUGCUGCUGGCGCUCUUCCUGUCCGUCCUGGCGGUUGGCAUCACCAAACCCGUGCCGACCAACACUUGCAUCCUGACUGGUGUUGCUGGCAGCGUAAUUAUCUACACCAUGAAGCAUUCCUUGACUGUCUCGGAAGUGAUAGAGGUUCUGGAAGUGCUGCUCAUUUUCGUCUACCUCAGUAUGAUCUUGCUGUACCUGUUGCCUCGGUGUUUUACUCCCGGGGAAGCGCUGCUGGUUCUUGGAGGUGUAAGUUUUGUUCUCAAUCAGCUCAUUAAACGCUCACUGAAUGUAAUCGAGGGCAGAGGGGACCCCAUUGACUUCUUCCUUCUGGUAGCAGUUGUCGGAGUUGUUCUUCUUGGUCUUUUUUUCACUGUGCUCUUCACUUUCAUGGAUUCGAGCACAUGGAUCUCCUCCAUGUUUUUCCACAUGAUGACAGCAGUGUUAGGCUUAGGGGUCAUCAUGCCUUGGCUGUACCGACUGAUCCAGAGGAACCCUUUGUUCUGGCUGCUCCAGUUUCUGUUUCAGACACAGACAAGACUUUACCUCAUUGUGUAUUGGACUUUCUUGGCUGCCUUAGCAUGCGGGGUGGUUUUCUACCAGAAUGCUAAGAGAUCAUCUGAAUCUAAAAAACACCAGGCCUCGACUAUAACCAGGAAAUAUUUCCACUUCAUUGUUGUAGCUACUUAUGUUCCUGGGCUCAUUUAUGACCGGCAGCUCCUCUACGUUGCUGCAGUGCUGUGUCUGGCAGUGUUUAUCUUCUUAGAGUACGUUCGCUACUUCAGGAUCAAACCUUUUGGACAAACCCUGAGGCAUUUGCUCUCUCUCUUCUUGGACGAAAGAGACAGUGGACCUCUAAUCUUGACUCAUAUUUAUCUCCUCCUUGGCAUGUCCCUCCCAGUGUGGUUGUUUCCCAGAUCUUGUGCUCCUAAAGGCACCUUGCCCGGGGCAGGAGCACUGGUCCCCUACUCUGGGGUGCUGGCAGUAGGGGUGGGAGACACCAUUGCCUCUGUUUUUGGCAGUACACUGGGGGAAAUCAAAUGGCCAGGAACAAAGAAGACCUUUGAAGGGACAAUGACAGCUAUUUUUGCCCAGAUCAUUGCUGUGGCUCUCAUUCUGAUCUUUGACAGCAGUGUGAAUCUGAACUCCAGCUAUGCCUGGAUUCUGGCAUCUGUGAGUUUGGUUUCUCUUUUGGAAGCUUACACUACUCAAAUCGAUAAUCUGCUGUUGCCUCUCUACCUCCAGAUCAUGCUCAUGGCAUAGAAGCACUUCCAUGAACAGAGUUUUCUCCCUUCCUAGAGAAAGGUACUAGAAAAUGCACUUUAAUGAAAGCUCAAAGAUGAUGUUUUGGUACAGCAGAGAAAAUUGUUGAGAACAGAAAUGAAAAAGUCUUAUUUAAAACAAAGGUUUUGAUUUGGUCUUGUUUUUACCCAUCGAAAAUAGACAGAUUUAUGUUCUAACAGCAACAAGCAUGACUGAUAAAAACAGCACUUAUGUUUAAUAAUCCAAUUUAAGUUCCUUCUGCGUACCCAAGGGAAGCAGAGGAAGAAGAGGUAAGUCAAUUAGAGAGGACAAAAUGAACAAGCAAGUCUCCAGGAUGUUGCUACCUCUGUACUGUACCUUGUUUUCUGUACCGAGUCCUGCGUCUUGUGUUUGAUGUGUGAACUCUCAUUUCUGUAUAAGCACGAUGUGAAGCAUGUUUGAUAACGAGGGGGGCCACAGGAACCAGGUGCAAGUGUCCAGCUAUGUCCAGUCCUCAUCAGCAAGAGCCAAAACCACACCACAAUGCACAAACACAACUCCAAAACCAGCAGCUGCCACAGCUGAGUUGUCCAGGGUGGGUGGGGAAGGUUUGGGGAUGUCAGACACUGCUCAUUCCAGACCAUACUAAUAACAGUGAAUCUUUAGCCCUGAAGUUUGCUUCAGCAAGAAAAGUGUUUUAUCUUUGUCAAGACUUAAUCUCUAAAUUAAUUUGGAAU
This is a messenger RNA of Pyrgilauda ruficollis (rufous-necked snowfinch), 2805 nucleotides long. It is a transcript of the gene DOLK, whose product is annotated as dolichol kinase. Gene Ontology annotation, molecular function: dolichol kinase activity. NCBI's taxonomy places the organism in Eukaryota, Metazoa, Chordata, Aves, Passeriformes, Passeridae. Gene Ontology annotation, cellular component: endoplasmic reticulum membrane. Bases 518 to 2089 code for a protein of 523 amino acids. Gene Ontology annotation, biological process: dolichyl monophosphate biosynthetic process. The transcript has 2 exons. The record is from RefSeq and is a predicted model, not a curated record.